Strongylocentrotus purpuratus (purple sea urchin) is the source of this 3474-nucleotide messenger RNA. RefSeq lists its product as uncharacterized. The transcript is spliced from 3 exons. The record is from RefSeq and is a predicted model, not a curated record. NCBI's taxonomy places the organism in Eukaryota, Metazoa, Echinodermata, Echinoidea, Camarodonta, Strongylocentrotidae. The coding region runs from base 481 to 3285 and encodes 934 amino acids.
AUAAGAGUAAACGAAUUCUAAGCGACUUUUUUGGCCUUUUCUGACGUAACAUAAACAGACCAAACUGUCUUCCUGCAUUUCAAGUUCAACGGAAGCCGGGAAAGAAAUUUCUGAAAAGUCAUCCCCAUAUAUUUCAAUGAAAAACAAAAGUUACUUUUACUUUAUUUGCCAAAAGAAAGUCCGGAUAUGUCCCUUAAAUGACCGUGACACGAAAUAGUACACCCGAAUAAACAUCUCCGGUAUGCUACCCUGCUGGUAACAGUCUUAUUAUCUUACACCGUGGCUAGUUUUAUGUGUCAAUUCCACCCUAAAUAUGGAGUAUGGUUAAAAGAGAAAGGUCACUGUUUUAAUAGGGUUACUUUGACAUCGCAUGACAUUGUUUAAAACGCCUCAUUUUCCCGUGGAUUUUUGGAAAGCUGGACUGGUAGAAAGUUGAAGCGGUUGCCUCUAUAUACCUACACAUAGCCUAUGCCCUGAUCGAUGAUGAGGGUGACGAUGGCGUCAAUGACAUCGUGGUGUGCCUUCAUCGGUGGGUGUUUGUUGGUGAUCGUUGCUUCUGAAGUAUGUGCAUUGUCGGACCCGAGUAUACAAGAUGAUGUUCGCUUCCAACAUCAGCUACAAUCAAAGGGCCGUAAAUUUGUCUUUGCUUUCAUGGACAACUGUCUUCGAGAACAUACAGAUGUGGAUCUAGGGCCGAAGCUGACCAUUACUGCACUUCCAGAUGGCGCACCCAACGUACAGGUCAAUGUGUCUAUGCCUCAUCUAGGAUUCUUUGAAUCGGUGUCCAUUGCCGCAGGGUCGCAGGUUAACGUUCAGCUUCCUCCAUCUGCCAUUGCUCUUGGACAAGGGUUGCAUGAAAAUGGUGUCGGAGUCGAUGCCAGCGACGACAUUUUCGUCUACGGGAUCGCAGAGGAGGGCCGUCACGCCAAGACAGAGGGUUACCUCGCCUUGCCGGUACCCGAGCCGAUUUCGACCGGAAGUGAAUACACGGUCGUGUCAAUGGAGCAGAAGAAAGGCAACACACAGAGGCAUUCGACAUUUGCUGUAGUCGGAGUUGAACGGUCUUGGGUCGCCAUUGAUGCAGUUGUAACAAUAACAUAUGAAAACAUUACCUAUCAACCAGGAGAAACUAUCAACGCAUUCUUAGACCCGUACCAAGUCAUACAGAUGAAGAGUCUGGAUGACCUUACGGGCACAAGGGUUCAUUCAACAUCACCGGUCGGGUUUAUGUCUGGAGUUGACUGUGGCACAAUGAAGCUUAGGCAUUCUGUCAGAAGUGGAUGCGGUCACAUGGUGGAGCAGCUUCCUCGCAAGAAAGAUUGGGGACAAAAUUUCAUUUACAGAACCCUCAAUGGAGGACCCAACACGCGUCGGAGUAGAGACCAGAUUGGACCGGUGGAUGACGUCGUUACCAGGAUCAGGAUCAUACCAGCCGAAGACGACACCCACGUCGUGUACGGUACGGACAACGAUGAACGUAUUGGAAACGAUAUGGACUUUGUGAUCAGCGGCAGCGAAACUGUUCAUAUCACAGCUAUGAAACCCGUCCUGGUAGUAGCGUUCAUUCUAUAUCACGGUGCAUGUGAGAGAGGCUGCAGGAAACGAUCUCCCACUAUGGUGACUAUCCCACCGCUGGCGCAACCUGCCAACGAUGUCAUCUUCAGCACCGUCAACGCAACGGACAGAAGAGAGGAUGCGGAAAUGUCUCACUUUGUGAGCGUCAUGUACGACUGCGCAUGUUUCCGACGUCUAACUUGGGAAAAUCCUGGACAGUCCGAAGUCAUCUCGGAGGGUUUCGCUGCCAUCAAUGAUCAAAUUUGUUGGAAUCAGUUUCGGCUGACACCAGGUAGUUAUCAUCUGACAGUGACUCCAGAUGAAACGGCGGCGCCUUGCAUCUUGUCUGCGUUCUUGUUCGGGCACGGAACGAACGGAGGCUAUGCUUUUCCUCUUGGACUUGACAGAGCAUAUGUCUCACCAGCGGAUAGAACUGUACCCACUUCUGCAGUCGGGGAUGAGUUUUUCAUCGCGUUUGCUGCUUAUUACCGAGGAAACCGAAGAGGCCCAACCCUGCUCAUCCAUCGAGCUUCUCCUGCAGAGGAAGGAAGAGCGAUCCAGGGUCAAAUCGAUGCGGGAGCAUACUCACACAGAUUCGUGAUCCCGAUCGGGACACCAAGCAUCGAGAUCGAACUCCCAAACCGUGUCGUGCUCUACAACACCCGCAAUGAGUCAGCGAACCCGGUGGAAGUGAGAACGCAGGGCCGGGUCUUGCUGUAUGGACUUAACGAUGCGUUCAGCGACGAACGGUCUGAUGCCUACCUUGCUCUCCCGACUCCGAUGAUGGGUCAAGAAUAUCGCCUGGUGACCUCGCACGAAAGCACAAUUUUCGUUAUCAUCGGCCUCUACGAUGAUACUUUCGUGGACAUGAGGCUGCGAGGUAGCCUGUGGUUCAGGAACCAUGUCCAUUACGGUGGUACGCGUGUCGGCUUCAAGAUCAAACGUCACCAGGCGCUUUUCUUCAUGUCCGUUGAAGAUCAGACAGGAACCCUAAUUGUCGCGAGUAAGCCCAUCUCUGUACUGUCAGGUGCAUCGUGUGGACACUCUUACUAUCGGUACCAGGACGACGAGAGUGGAUCACGAUGCGGACAUAAGCUUGAGCAUCUUCCUCCGGUUGAGCGAUGGGGACACCGGUUUGUUACCUCGGCGAUGCGGGGCUACGACGGCGGGGAGGUAACGACGUACGUUAUGGCUUCCCAUCAGCAUACAAGCAUCAGGUUCAAUGACGAUGAGAAUGAGAUUUACAUCCAACCGGGUCAUACAUACAGGGUAAACCAGAAUAACACUAGAGGCCUUCACACUCUCAUCACGUCAAAUUACUUUCCAGUUCUAGUCUACCAAGUUCCGAACUCACGCAACCUCACGCAUAGCUCUGGCUACUCGCUACCCAGCUUGACGAUUGUUCCUAGCGUAGAUGAACCCGCCGAAGACAUCCAAUCAUCACGCUGGCCUAUUCCGUUGGCCACGUUCAACCUCCGACGCAUGAACACAACGACCAGCUUCACCAACGUCGUUGCCCCAUGUGCAGCAACGUCAAACAUCAGCCUGAAUGGAGACGCUCUGGAACAGUCCGAGUGGUCUGGACCAAUCGCAGAAUCCGAUUUAUGCGCCAUGCGGAAGCAACUCCAGAACGGUGGUAACAACUGGUUGGACCCGGGUGGUGCCAAGGUAUCAGUGGUUCUGUAUGGUUUCUCCCCUGCUUCGGCCUAUACAUGUCCUGGUACUAUGUGAGCGAAUACAUGUACUAGUGAAAUGAUUAUGAUACCGGCAUGGAAUCAUACAAGCUCUUAUAUCAAGUUAUAUUUGUGAUAAAUAUGAUACAUAAGGAAUAAUUAAUAGAGAUCAUCAGCAUCAUCACAGAUGGUCUAGCAGGAGAAUAAUAAAGUCUAUUGAAGGUCACUUUGCUUACAUUUGUUGGGU